Klebsormidium nitens is the source of this 1649-nucleotide messenger RNA. The record is from the annotation of a GenBank genome assembly. NCBI's taxonomy places the organism in Eukaryota, Viridiplantae, Streptophyta, Klebsormidiophyceae, Klebsormidiales, Klebsormidiaceae.
GACGAAGCCAGAAUUCAUUAUUCAGCAUCAAUGAGAGCUCAGGAAUGCAGCAGCAGAGUGCCUUGCCAAGGGAGACUUUCUGGAAAGGCUGCUCCAAUUGUGAGCUCUGGACUGUGGUGUUCGUGGAAGUCCUGAUCGAGAGACCCGCAACCAGAUUCGAUUGCAAGUUCAUUGCGAAGGGGCGCUGUCUCUUGUAGGAUAUUUGUCAAAGCUCAGAGGGUAUUAUCAGACCUGAUUCGUACGAUGUCAGCUGACAGCCUCCUAGUUUGUAUUUGAGUAAGAGAGCUCAAACUUUGGGUUUCGAUUGAAACACAGCCCUGAAAAUCAGCAUCAAGGCCCGGCCUUUCACCAUAGAUCCAACCAUCUUUGCCCCUCCGAACUGCAAAUUGCAAAAUGCAAGCUCCAUGGAUAGGGCAGGAGUCAUACCCUGUGUGGCAGGACUUAAAGUAUGCCCUGUUCUUCGCCUGCGCGUACCCUGUGCUGCAGAAGCUUCUCUACGUGACAAUCUUUGACAUGGCCGCCAGGGCAACCGUCGACGAUGGGAAGAAGCCUGUCAACAAAGUAGCUGCAGAGCGGAAGGAGGUCGCUGUGAGGAAGUACAAGGAGAGCGCCUGGAAAUUGCUGUUCUAUGCGCUCGCGUGGUCGUAUGGAGUGUAUAUCACCUAUGACAAGGAGUGGUGGAUCACAAAGGGCACGCUAAACUUCUGGAAGGGGUGGCCGGAACAGAAGAUGAGGAUGGAUCUAAAGUUGUUCUAUGCCUCGGAACUCGGGUUCUACUCUUACGGGAUUGUCUUCUUACUCCUUUGGGAGACCAAGCGGAAAGACUUCGGAGUGAUGACCAUUCACCAUAUUGGCACGCUCGUCCUUAUUAGCUACUCGUACUUCACUGGGUUUGUCCGAGUUGGGAACAUGGUAUUGCUCGCGCAUGACAUCAGCGACAUCCUACUCGAGGGCGCCAAGCUGUUCAAGUACAGCAAGAACGAGAUUGGGGCAAGCGUCACGUUCGCCCUGUUUGCCAUCAGCUGGCUCGUGUUCCGCCUCAUCUACUAUCCCACGUAUCUCAUCCGGAGCACCGCAUUCGAGGCGCAGAAGGCGUUUCUGGAGAACCGGACCGUGGCGGAGACGGUGGUGUACUAUUAUUGCUUCAACACGUUCCUGAUCAUGCUCCUCGUGUUGCACGUCUACUGGUUCUACCUGAUUGGCCGCAUGAUCGUUAAGCAGGUCCAGAACUCGGGGGCAGUGGGGGAUGACGUCCGCUCGGAUUCGGACGACGACUAGGCAGGAAUGGUUUUGUUUUAUGACUUUGGUUUCGUAGGAGGUUGUCAAGUGCUUGCACCAGGUAUGCGCCGAAGGUAAAGAAGUUAUGUACAUCUCUGGCAAGGACCUCCGCUGCCGAAAUGGCUUUUAUUGGGGGGUUGACGUCUUGUUGUUGGAGGCCCUGGACUUAUACUGAAGUCCCACCGUUAUCUAGGAUACGCUAGCCAUUGUUGAGCACGUUGAAAGUCCUAAACAUAAACAACGAGUAUGCAGCUUUGCAGUGUCAUUGGCCUUCCCUUCGUAUCUUCUCGAGCUCGCUGCUAUGCACGCAGAUCCGUUUCACUGGCAAUGCUGUGACGAUGAAUAUAAACCCUUUUGGUAGUGAGGCAGCC